Messenger RNA from Cydia strobilella, 1986 nucleotides. RefSeq names its product DNA fragmentation factor subunit alpha (gene Drep1). Gene Ontology annotation, biological process: apoptotic process; regulation of apoptotic process. The coding region runs from base 119 to 712 and encodes 197 amino acids. The record is from RefSeq and is a predicted model, not a curated record. The transcript is spliced from 2 exons. Lineage: Eukaryota; Metazoa; Arthropoda; Insecta; Lepidoptera; Tortricidae.
UCACGGGAGUUAUCCUGAUUGUUAUAGAAAAUUAAAUUGUAUUAUAAAGUGAAUAUAAACAAUAUUAUUUCAGUUAAUGAAUAAAUUGUUCUUACUCUCGUAAAAUAAGUCGAAAGCCAUGGAGAACGAUAUCAACAAACCCUACAAAAUAUGUGAUGUGAACAGAGACAAAAAGAAGGGUACGGUAGCAACGUCGUUAGAAGAUUUACUCAGUAAAGUGCCCGAAAAGCUAGGACUGCCAGCAGAAAACCUGACUGUGGUGUUGGAGUCCGACGGGACUGAGGUGGACGAUGAGGAGUAUUUUUCGACAUUAGAGAAUGAUACAUCGUUGAUGAUUCUCCACGGGAACGAGAAGUGGACGCCAAACAUGCCGAAGUGCCAGGUGUCGCUGGACCAGACGGACGACGUGGGGCUAGGGGAGAAGGAGCAGGUGGCAAACCUGGUGGGGCGUCUGCAGCACAACCUGUGCCACAUCUCGCUGCUGGGCGGCCAGGACCUGGAGCUACUGUCCGACAUGGACCCGGACAGCCUCGCGGAUAUCGUCACGGACCGCGACAACAGAAUUAUACUGGAGCACAUCAAGGAAGCCUCUGGAAGGAUCUUAUUGGAGAAGCGGCAAGCACAGGACGCCAUGGAGCUGUUGAAACUGUACCACCAGAGUGUUUCAAAUGGCUCCGAGGAUGUGUCACCGCCCAAGCAGGAGAGAGUGUAGGGCCUGUCACAUACUUAUACAAUACCUGUAACCCUUCACUCAUUUGCAUUUGGAAUGGUAAUGCUCAAAAGUUUACAAACUUUGUUUUGUUCCUCAUUGCCAUGAUUCAAACAUUUUCAUGAAGCAUAUACAAUUAAAAUAAUCAUUUAGUUAGAAAUUAAGUAACUUAUUGAAUACACCAAAUGAAAGAGGCCUUUUUUUCUAUUAAAAUUAAAUUAGUUUUGAUGCUCUAUUUAGUUGUGUUUUAAUGCAAUCAUUUGUCUUUUAAAACAUUGCCUCAAUAAUGAUUUGUAAAUAACAAUCAUGUAAGUAAAUCAAGAAACAGUAAUAGUUGAUCAAAGUAAAGGUAUGCAGGUAAUACUCGGGUAGUUAUAAUAUAAUACACUAAUCUUAUGAAUAUGAGCUGAUACGGAAUAUGAGAUGAUAUACCUACAUAAUAACAUAAUAACCACAUUCUAAAUAUUGUAUGUAUCUAGUGUGUAACCCUUAAACAGUAUUUCCAUUGUAGAUAUCUUGAAUUGAAUUCCUAUUUUAUGAAUGUAUGCAAAACUCGGAAAAAAACCUCAGAAUAUCAUUUGCCAACUUGAGCUCUGCCAUGCUAAGUAUAUCCACUGCAUGUAAAUAAAUGAAAUAUUGUAUAAAAAUCAGGGCCGUGUUGCAUAAUAAACUACAACUAAUAUUACAAGCGGAACUCCUUUUACUCCUUUUAGUGGAUUUAGAAAAGGAGUUCCACUUGUAAUAUUACUUGUAGUUUAUUAUGCAAUACGCCCCUGGUAUGGUACAAUUAAAUAAUGUUUUCAAAUGCUCAUUUGGUGCAUAUGCUAGGCAUUUCAUAUUUUCUUUAAGUAAUACAUAUUACUACAUUUUUACUCCUUCAAUAUGUUACCAAUAGUUACUGUCAAGAUAUUUUGGUAGCUGUAUAGUAAAAGGUCUGACAAUAGAUAUGCUAGAACAUAAGCAUGUAUACCCUCUAGAUUGUUAAGGUUUCUUUAUUGUAAACUUUUGAGAGACAAAUUGCCACGAGGUUGACAAGUCAACAUCAAUUUAAAAGACUGAUAGUUGUUAAUUUUUUUUAAAUAUUAUAUUUUACCCCUAGAAUAAGAAUUCUUUGUUUAACUCCAAAUUGCUCAAAAAGUUUCGAAUAUUAUACCUAUAAGUUUCCAAUUGUUAUUCCACUGCCAAAUGUCAAAAGCAUGCUCAUAUUGUGGUAAGUUAGAAUGCGUAGGGAAUGUAUGGUCUGAAUAGGUGUGUGGUAGAAUAAUGAUUGGUUAUCA